Messenger RNA from Erigeron canadensis, 1214 nucleotides. RefSeq names its product myb-related protein 308-like. The record is from RefSeq and is a predicted model, not a curated record. The transcript is spliced from 3 exons. Lineage: Eukaryota; Viridiplantae; Streptophyta; Magnoliopsida; Asterales; Asteraceae. Bases 143 to 1072 code for a protein of 309 amino acids.
UCACCAAAUAAACCUUGAGUGCAUAUAUAUAUGGUUUUUUAUGUAUGACAACUUACUACAAGUCAUCAUUUAACAGGAAAAAAAAAAAAAAACAAAAAACAAAAAACAAAAAACACACCCACCAAAAACCAUAGUGAAAAAAAUGGGAAGAGCACCUUGUUGUGAAAAAGAAGGGCUAAAAAGAGGGAGGUGGACUGCUGAAGAAGACGAGAGAUUGAUCGAAUACAUUCAAGCUAAUGGUGAGGGUUCUUGGAGAUCUUUACCUAAGAAUGCAGGACUUUUAAGGUGCGGAAAGAGUUGCAGAUUGAGAUGGAUCAAUUAUCUGAGAGAGGACUUGAAGAGAGGGAAUAUAACUACGGAAGAGGAAGAAAUCAUCGUCAAGUUACAUGGAUCCCUUGGAAAUAGAUGGUCUGUGAUUGCUAGCUAUUUACCAGGGCGAACAGAUAACGAGAUCAAGAACUACUGGAACUCACACUUGUGCCGCCAAACCUACAGAUUUAUGCGAGUUAAAGACAACCCAACAAUAACCUCAAUCGACAUAACAAACAACAAAGCUCAAACGAACCGAAAAACAGGUCGUGUUAGCAAAAGGAUUGCUAAAAACUAUAACAAGAAUAACAAGGUGGCUCAUUCUAUCAAGUCUCCAUCACCACCAACUAGUAGUAAAUCUUCCCUACAAAAAGAAAAAAAGGAUAAUCAGACAAUGGGAAGUGGUUCAGUUUCUGUUGACAUUAUUGAAACAGAAAAUCAAGAAAUGGGACCAGCUGAAUCAGGAUUCCAAGAUGAUGAAUCAAUGGAUAUUAGUUGUUUUUUGGGAAAUGGGGAUAUGGAUACAGAUGGGGUUUUAAACUUUUAUGAUGAUGAGCAAACACAAAAGAUUUUAGCGGAUACAAGUGUUGAACAUGUUAAAAAGAACGUGACACAAGACGAUAUAUCGAGCUUGAGUUCAUCGGAAGUUUUAGGGUGUUGUACUUCAUAUGAUAAUGAUAUGGAACUUGGGUGUCAAAAUGAUGGAGAUGACAUGAUGGUUUGGUUAUGGGCAGAUUAUGAUCCUGAGCCAUAUCACUGCUAGAGUUUUUGAUUUAAUUAUAUUUAUUUAGUAUAAGUAUAUGUUAUGUAUCAAUGCUAGAGCUAGUCUGGUUAUGUCCAGAUUAUACUUAACUAUAUAUUGGCUUGCCUAAUAAUAGGGGGAAAAAAUCCCCGAUUUCUAGUUA